This is a messenger RNA of Acaulospora morrowiae, 363 nucleotides long. NCBI's taxonomy places the organism in Eukaryota, Fungi, Glomeromycota, Glomeromycetes, Diversisporales, Acaulosporaceae. The record is from the annotation of a GenBank genome assembly.
AUGGAAUGUCAACAACAACAGGAAUUUGAAAGUUUUGAACAUUUACUUAAUGGAAUAGACUUAAAUAACAUAAGUACUCCAGCGCUACGCGAUCCAUUUGAGAUUUCGAAGCAAUUUAACAACGGAAUAAAAUUCAUAAGCGCUAGAAAUAUAUUGUAUUUAAAUGUGCUUGGCGAGGCCAAAAAGUUAAAUGUAAACAAUACCUACGCGAUUAAAAGAGUGACGGAAAUAUUAUGGAGUAGGGCCACAUUCGAGGAAAAGAGGAUAUGGUGUGAUCUCGCAAAACAGGUGUCCAAUUUCAUUAAAUCAGAAUCAAUGUUUCCGCCAAACAUUUUAAGAGUUAGAAAGUUUGAUAGUAAUUAG